This is a messenger RNA of Coffea eugenioides, 2392 nucleotides long. RefSeq names its product ATP-dependent 6-phosphofructokinase 4, chloroplastic. The record is from RefSeq and is a predicted model, not a curated record. Gene Ontology annotation, molecular function: ATP binding; 6-phosphofructokinase activity. The coding region runs from base 387 to 2012 and encodes 541 amino acids. NCBI's taxonomy places the organism in Eukaryota, Viridiplantae, Streptophyta, Magnoliopsida, Gentianales, Rubiaceae. The transcript is spliced from 14 exons. Gene Ontology annotation, cellular component: cytoplasm. Gene Ontology annotation, biological process: glycolytic process; fructose 6-phosphate metabolic process.
UUUCCAUUCUUUUCUGUCUUUCUAAAAAAAAACGAUAAAAAAAACUAGCAAAUAAUUGGAAAUUGACUUUCUCGUCUUUCCCCUUCUUUUCUUUCUGUCCUAGCUCCUGAGCGCGUUUCCUCGAGGAAAAAGCAGUCCACAUCUCCUGCCUGCAGCGCCAUCUCUGCUCCUAAUAACGCCAUCGUAUCUCAACACGUAUCCAAUAGCAAUUCAGCUGACAAACUCCCGCAAAGCAAGUCAGUCCUUCAAAACCGUUAUUUACUAUUUAAAAAAAAAAAAAAAAAACUCUCCCCUUCUCGACCAACGAGUGGAAGAACUGCCUGCUGCCGGUUACAGGCCCCCAUCCGAGGACCAGGAGCUCUACUGGCCCCAACACUUAUUCGCCGAUGGAGCUCUCUCUUUCUUCCUCUCUUCAUUCGAAUACUCCUGCAUCCUUCUAUCUCUCCACAAAUUCAACUUCUCCUCCGCGCCAAAAUCUCGGAUUAUUUUCCGCUGCGGCUUCUAAUUUUUCCUCUAGAGUUCUUCUCAAAUUCAAUAAAUCCUCGAUUUUACGGCAACCACGCCCUGUAAUAGUCAAAAGUCAGAGUUCCAGUGAGAUCACGAAUGACAAUGACGAUCACGGUUUUGUCCUCGAAGACGUUCCUCACCUCACCAGCUUCCUCCCUGAUUUACCGCCGUAUCCCAAUCCACUGAAAUAUAGCCAAGCUUAUGCUAUUGUCAAGAAUACAUUUGUCAGCCCAGAGGAUGUGGUUGCUCAGCAAAUUGUUGUUCAGAAGGGCAGUCCUAGAGGCAUACAUUUUCGACGUGCAGGUCCUCGAGAAAAGGUUUACUUCAAGCCGGAGCAAGUGCAUGCUUGUAUUGUGACAUGUGGGGGUUUAUGUCCAGGAAUCAAUACAGUGAUCCGUGAGAUAGUAUGUGGUUUGCACAAUAUGUAUGGUGUUGAUGACGUACUUGGUAUCCAGGGAGGGUAUAGGGGAUUUUACUCUCAGAACACUAUUAAGUUGACACCAAAACUUGUCAAUGACAUCCAUAAACGUGGUGGUACCUUUCUCCAAACUUCAAGGGGAGGUCAUGAUACCAAGAAGAUAGUUGAUAACAUUCAAGAUCGUGGAAUAAAUCAGGUGUACAUAAUUGGGGGGGAUGGCACUCAUAAAGGAGCAGCUGCAAUUUCCAAGGAAGUUGAAAAACGAGGGCUGCAGGUGGCAGUAGUUGGAAUCCCCAAAACAAUAGAUAAUGAUAUUGCUGUGAUAGACAAAUCUUUUGGCUUUGAUACUGCCGUUGAGGAGGCUCAAAGGGCCAUCAAUGCUGCACACGUGGAGGCUGAGUGUGUGGCAAAUGGAGUUGGAAUAGUAAAGCUCAUGGGUAGAUAUAGUGGGUUCAUUGCUAUGUUUGCAACUUUGGCAAGCAGAGAUGUGGACUGUUGUUUGAUUCCAGAGUCCCCAUUCUAUUUGGAAGGCCAGGGUGGGCUAUUGGAAUAUGUUGAACAGCGUCUUAAAGAAAAUGGACAUGUGCUGAUUGUGUUGGCAGAGGGUGCAGGACAAGAAUAUGUUUCACAGAGUGCGCAGGCUGUUAAUGGGACAGAUGCAUCUGGAAAUCGGCUACUUUUGGAUGUUGGUCUUUGGUUGACACAAGAAGUAAAGGAUCAUUUUACGAACGUCCGGAAAAUGGAAAUAAACCUGAAAUAUAUUGAUCCUACCUACAUGAUUCGGGCUAUUCCAAGCAAUGCCUAUGAUAAUAUCUACUGCACACUCCUCGCUCAAAGUGCUGUUCAUGGAACCAUGGCUGGAUAUACAGGUUUCACUGUUGGACCAGUAAACAGCAGACAUGCGUACAUUCCAAUUAAUCGGGUGACAGAGAAAACGAACACUGUCAGGUUGACGGACAGGAUGUGGGCCCGACUUCUUGCAUCCACUAAUCAACCUAGCUUCCUGCAAAAGUGUGAAAUUGUGCGAGAACGAGCUGAUAAAGAAACUAUGGAGGUAAUUGAUGACAUGAGGAUUACUUCUAUCUAGACUGUCAGUCUUCUGUCAGCGCCUGCAUUAAGAGAAGUGUCAAGCACAGCAAGCGUCUUAGGUCCACGGACUCUUGUAUAUUUGGAAAGAGUUAUUCUUUGCAAUUUGAGCAGGGCUGUGUAAGCUGACAACGUUAAUCUUGCUCUCAUUGGUCGGAUGAGAAUUUCCAUUUGCAUUUAUCCCGGACACUUAUUGUACCUAUUAUUUUGAAUUGGCUGAUAAAGCUUAGCAAUAUUUUUUGACUCUUAUGAUGAGCAGUUCUUCUAUGAGAUCUACUCAACAUGAUUAUUCAUGUUCGAACGUUUAGACAGGCAAGUCCAGUUUUGGCUUGCUUGUUAGAUUUGCCAGGAUGACUGCAAAGGCUCACUCUUAUUGUACCA